Molecule: messenger RNA, 2977 nt
Organism: Oreochromis aureus
Lineage: Eukaryota; Metazoa; Chordata; Actinopteri; Cichliformes; Cichlidae
Gene: tppp3
Product: tubulin polymerization-promoting protein family member 3
Exons: 4
Coding region: 785-1321 (178 amino acids)
Biological process (GO): microtubule polymerization; positive regulation of protein polymerization; microtubule bundle formation
Cellular component (GO): microtubule
Molecular function (GO): tubulin binding
Source: RefSeq, a predicted model, not a curated record
AGCAGGGCUCAUAUUAACUAUCUGUACUAUAACUUCACCCACUAUGGCCUGCAGCAGAGUUGUGCAAGUGGAAUUUUCUCCAGAAGCAGCAUGACAAGGAGACACAAGUGUAUUUGGACAGAGAUGCAGCCAGCUCUGUUUCCAUGAAACCCACUGUUAGGGAUUGCAACAGUGUGUGUGUGUGCAGUCGCACAAGCCUGAGAAACCACAGUGAGGUCACGUCUCACACCCUACACGCACACACACAUAUUCUGUGGGCACAUGCACACUUCUGCUGGAGCUGCAAAGAUAAUCAAAAUGAUCUUCAUGUGUAAAACACCUACACACAGAAGCAACAAGUUAUAGCUGCUACUAGCGCAGCAGAAGGUUUCCCAAAGGGAAAACUAAGCCUUGUUUCCAAGAGUCAUUCAGAAAGAGGAACUUUGCACAGAGAGGAGGAAAUAUCCACUCUGCUGGUUUAUUUUACAAAGUGUUGUGCACGACAUAUUGACCUUCAGGAAAUAACAGGAUAGAAUCUGUAACGAAGCUGUGCCAGAAACUGCAGUUCCUCUAAUGGCCACUUGAGGGUGACUUCAAAAGCGAAUCAAGACUCAUGCAUGAAAAAACAUAAUCGCAGCCUGAUCUGGGUGUGGUUGCUCUGACUCACAGGUGAGCCGACACAGUCACCUGUUCUCUUGGCCCAUCUGAACCACAACUGUGAUGUUGGUACCUGUUGAAGCAUUUUAAUUAGAAUGAUCUGACACAGUAUGUGUGGCCCCAGGUGACUACAGAUUAUCUUUACAUCAUGGCGGAGAGUGCGGACAUGGAGCAGCUCCUCACAGCUUUCAGGAAGUUUGCUGUCCAUGGAGACACAAAGGCAACAGGCAAGGAUCUAACUGGGAAGAACUGGGCCAAACUGUGCAAAGACUGCAAGAUCAUCGAUGGCAAGAACAUCACGGGCACUGACGUGGACAUCGUCUUCUCCAAAGUCAAACAGAAGACGUCUCGGGUCAUCAAUUACGAGGAGUUUCAGAAAGCUCUGGAAGAGCUGGCUCCUAAGAGGUUCAAAGGUCAAAGCAAAGAGGAGGCACUGCAGUCUAUCCACAAGCUGGUGGAAGGCCGAGAGCCUACCAACGUUGGUGUGACGAAAGUGGCAAAGACACCAGCGGUGGACCGUCUGACCGACACAUCCCGUUACACUGGAUCGCACAAGGAGCGCUUUGACGAGAGUGGCAAGGGCAAAGGUCGCGAGGGUCGUGAGGAGAUUGUGGAGAACACGGGCUACGUGGGAGCGUACAAGAAUGCCGGGACGUAUGACACAAAGGUGAAAGCUGAGAAAUGAGGAAGCCGGAGGCAGCGCCCCCUGCUGGGAGCUGACUGGAAGCACAGCUCCUCAACAGCACUUAGUCUGGACCAAACCUUGAACUUUGACCCUUCUAUGUCUGUGUGGAUGUCUGUGUGUUUGCACUGGACAGAGCUUUAUGUUCAUUCUGAUUUGCAGAUAAACAUGUGGAUCUGACAGAGGUGAGGUAUUGGCCUCAUAUCAACUCAUCAGCGCCCCCUUUGGCUGUAAUAUUCAUCACACAUCUGGACUUUUUGUUCAUUCUCGGUGGCCCCAUUCAGAGCAAGGAGGUGGGUGAUGUAAUCAUUACCUGCUCUGCUCAGUGAUGGUAAUCCAGUCAGCAGCAUGUGACUCAGUGUUCAGCUCAGUAAUAAUGAGCUGUUUCUCUGACCUGGCUUCUCCUACUGUGCUUUCAAUCCUGUCCAGAGCCUCACUCAUGUGAUUCAAAUUCUUUCAUUCUCCCUAUGAAGGCACCAGUGCUGCUGCUAAUCUGAUUAUCUUUAUAGCUUUUAUUUGGUUACACAGAAGCAAACUCAAAAACAGGAAACAGGUUCAGCAUUUUCUGGAAGUCAUUUUAAAUCUAAGGAUACACGUUUAAUUUUGUUGACUAAAUUCCAUCUCUGAGGAUAACUGCACACACUUUGCUUCCCUUUGAGUCAGUAGCGCCCCCGUGGGGAGGCUUUUCUAUUUGUCCUGCUGAAUGUCCAUUUCUUUUACGAGUCCACUCAUGAUACUAUGCUAUCACAAUAGGUCGCCUGUAUAAUGAUGGUAUCACGAUACAGCAACUCUGUGAUAUUUGACACAAUGUGCAACAAUCAACAAUGCAGAGAAAAAUGUAUUUAUUCUCUGCUUUCAUCUUUAAUAACACAAUAAUACAAUAAUUCAAUUAACGCUGUCCACCCUUUUCUGCUUCACUGCAGUUUAGGGAACGUCCCUGCUCCCUCUUCCAUUUCCAUGAGGAGUCAUAAAAUGCUGAUUCCAGGAAUCCAUUUAGCACACCUGCAUGUUUGAAUAAAAAUCUCAGUAUGUGCAGCUGCUGUACUGAUAACUGCAUCACAACAGGAAGCAAUAAAAUAUCAGGACUGAAAGAGCUUCUUGGAUGAGAGGUGAGACGUCUUCACGAAACUUAAAGGAGUCCAGUCGCUUUAUUCCCAAGCUCCUUAGACUGUAUAUAUCGCAUUAGUGAGACUUUACUCCUCUGCUGUUAACCUGAAUAACUAUAGUGACGGCUUCAUUGCUCACCUCCUUCUGUGAUGUUCAUGUGUCUGAAUGGGGCUGUAGUUUGUGUGUAAAGUCGUUUAGCAAAUUAAAUUCUCACUGCCCAUUCCAAAAAAAGGUUGACGUGUUAAUACUCAUAGUAUAUAUAUAUAUAUAUAUAGUAUAUUCAAUCUCCUUGAAAAAAGAAAGUCAAACAAACAAAAACUCUCAACCAUCUCUGGAUCCACAUCAAAUUAUGAUCAAACUGUUUCUGCAAUGCUGAAGUUUCUGAAGCCAUGUUUGCAUUUUUCAUCUUUUUGUUAUAUAUAAUUUUUUCAGCCUGAUUUUUCUUCUGCAAAACAAAUAUUUUACAUCUUCCCCAAGAGCUUUACGUGUUAAUUAUUGUUGUUGAUGCAGUGUAAGUAAAUUUAGUGAACAAAUAAAAGCUUUAAAAUGGUU